ACACUGAAGCGGUUCGCGGUAAAGGUAACGACAGCCAGCGUGAAGGAACGGAGAGAGAUCCUCAGCGAGCUGGGAAAGUGCAUUACUGGGAAAGAUCUUCCUGAGGGUGCAGUAAAAGGCCUUUGCAAACUCUUCUGCCUCACUUUGCAUCGAUACCGCGACGCAGCAUCCCGCAGAGCCCUGCAGCUGGCGCUUCAGCAGCUCGCCGAAUCCCAGCCAGAUGCAACAGCAAAAAACCUUCUGCAGUCACUUCAGUCCUCAGGGAUCAGCAGCAAGACUGGAGUUCCCAGUAAGAGCAGUGGGUCUGCAGCUGUGCUGGCGCUCUCCUGGACAUGCUUGCUUGUACGCACGGUCUUUCCAACACCUGACAAGAGACAGGGAGAAACAUGGAAAAAACUGGUGGAGGUUCAGUGUUUGCUCUUAUUGGAAGUCCUAGGAGGUUCUCAUAAGCAUGCUGUGGAUGGAGCAGUGAAGAAAUUGAACAGGCUGUGGAAAGAGAACCAGGAUCUGGUGGAUCAGUACCUAUCUGUCAUUCUUAGUCUGGAACCAAACCAGAGCUAUGUUGCAAUGCUGGGACUUGUGGUGCAGUUUUGCACAGCCCAAAAAGAGAUUGAUAUUAUUAAACGUCACAAGGGUGCUCUUCUGGAUUUCUACAUGAAGACCGUCCUUAUGAGCAAGACAAAGCCUCAGAAGCACUUGCUGGACAGCUGUUCCCCUCUUCUUCGAUAUGUGUCUCACACUGAAUUCAAGGAUUUAGUUUUGCCAACUCUGCAGAAAUCACUGCUACGGAGCCCUGAGAAUGUAAUAGAAACAAUCUCCUGCUUACUCGUCUCUGUGAACCUGGACCUUAGCCAGUAUGCUCUAGACAUUGUGAAGGGACUGGCCAGUCAUCUGAAAUCCAACAGUGUGCAGCUGAUGGAUGAAGCAGUUGUGGCAUUAAAGAACUUGGCUCGACAAUGUAGCGAUCCUUCAGCUGUGGAGUCACUGGGGAGACAUCUUUUUGCCAUCCUGGGGGGCUCAGAGGGGAAACUGACAGUUGUUGCUCAGAAGAUGAGUGUCCUUUCAGGGAUUGGCAGCCUCAGUUACCAUGUGGUUUCUGGAUCCUCUAGCCAAGCUUUGAGUGGAACCGUGGCAGAGCUUUUCAUCCCUUUCCUGCAACAAGAAG
This is a messenger RNA of Tinamus guttatus (white-throated tinamou), 1165 nucleotides long. The record is from RefSeq and is a predicted model, not a curated record. NCBI's taxonomy places the organism in Eukaryota, Metazoa, Chordata, Aves, Tinamiformes, Tinamidae.